AUGGUUGACCCGAAGCGACACAUUAAUGUUCUCUCGGAGGAGGAUCAAAUAUUCUUGAAUGAAUGCGAGGAAGAAUUCAAGGAUCGGUUCACAGAAAAUGACACCGAGUUCCAAGCAUACUGUGCCCAAGCAGCGCCACCACCACCCGUGCUGGAACCGUGGAAUCCACGAAACUUCCACGGUGGUGGUCAGGGGGGCUUCCGUGGCGGUCGCGGACGAUAUGACGAGCCUGGUCAAUAUAACAGUCCCGGGCGAUUCCAUCAUCAAAAUCGAAACCGAGACUACCGUGAUCGGCCCUAUCACUAUUCCCAUCGCGGUGAAAAUCGGUACGGAAACAACCGCGGGCGCUACAACGACAGGAAUCAUCGUAGAUAG
Molecule: messenger RNA, 375 nt
Organism: Malaya genurostris
Lineage: Eukaryota; Metazoa; Arthropoda; Insecta; Diptera; Culicidae
Product: RNA guanine-N7 methyltransferase activating subunit
Exons: 1
Coding region: 1-375 (124 amino acids)
Biological process (GO): RNA 5'-cap (guanine-N7)-methylation
Molecular function (GO): RNA binding
Source: RefSeq, a predicted model, not a curated record